CUUGCUGUUUUCACUUUUUCUACAUACACAAAAUUCGAGGCCAUGGACGUUGACGCGCGCGAAAUCACCCGUCUGUGGAGGGUCUACCGUACUGUGCACCAAAUGUGCUCUGCUCGUGGCUACCUGGUCUCACACCGCGAUAUUGACCGUGAUCUGGAGUCGUUCCGCUCAGAGUUUGCGCCGGCUGGAAAAGUGGAUCGUAACCGGCUAACGUUUGUUGUGCAGAAGCGCGACGACCCCGCGAGCCAGAUGUUCCUGUUCUUCCCGGAGGACAAGUCGGUAGGCAUCAAGCCGAUCAAGCAGUACAUCAACAAGAUGGCUAACGAGUCUGUGACGCGCGGCAUUGUGAUCUUCCGCAAGUCGCUGACGCCCUCAGCCAACAAGCUGAUGUCGCAGGUCACUGGAAAGUACCGCAUGGAGGCCUUCGAUGAGGCCAACCUGCUGGUCAACAUUACUGAGCACGAGCUUGUGCCGCAGCACAAGGUCUUGAGCGAUGAGGAGAAGAAGGGCAUUUUGAAGCGCUAUCGCCUGAAGGAGACCCAGCUGCCGCGCAUUAGCAACGAUGACCCCGUUGCCAGAUACUACGGUCUCACGCGUGGCCAGGUCGUCCAGAUCAUCCGUGCUUCGGAGACUGCUGGCCGCUAUGUCACCUACCGUCUCUGCAUGUAAAACUGGAUGUUGGAUAAAUAAAGCCUGCUGCUCGAUGUUUCAUUAAACCCACGCUACGAAAAGUCAUGCAAGAACCGAUCGAUCUCGAACCUCACAC
This is a messenger RNA of Linderina pennispora, 766 nucleotides long. RefSeq names its product RPB5 subunit of DNA-directed RNA polymerase. NCBI's taxonomy places the organism in Eukaryota, Fungi, Kickxellomycota, Kickxellomycetes, Kickxellales, Kickxellaceae. Gene Ontology annotation, cellular component: RNA polymerase II, core complex; RNA polymerase III complex; RNA polymerase I complex. Gene Ontology annotation, molecular function: DNA binding; DNA-directed RNA polymerase activity. The record is from RefSeq and is a predicted model, not a curated record. Bases 43 to 669 code for a protein of 208 amino acids. Gene Ontology annotation, biological process: DNA-templated transcription. The transcript has 2 exons.